Gossypium arboreum is the source of this 1040-nucleotide messenger RNA. Its product is annotated as universal stress protein PHOS34. The transcript is spliced from 4 exons. The coding region runs from base 323 to 811 and encodes 162 amino acids. Lineage: Eukaryota; Viridiplantae; Streptophyta; Magnoliopsida; Malvales; Malvaceae. The record is from RefSeq and is a predicted model, not a curated record.
CAUAACAUUGUCUGUCUAGAAUGAUGGUUUAGAAUAGAGGCAAAAAGGAUAGGGACACAAUCACUAUCACCCAGCGUAUCGCGUAUUCUAGUUUGGGUCUUCCUUCCCUUCCCUCCCCCUUUUUCCAAGCAUAAUUUUAACACGCUUACACCUUACGCCUUACGCCUUACGCCUUUGCCCGCACGUUGUUUUGUGUUCUGUUUUUCUCAAUAAAUUCCUUAUUCCUACAAAACCAUUCCUUUUUUAUAACCCCCCAAAAUUAAAGAAAGAUCAAACCGACCCUUUGCAAUUCCAAGACACAAGAACCAAGACACAUACCACGAUGGCAACAACGACGGAGAACCAAGCCAUGGUUGUUGGAAUCGACGACAGCGAGCACAGUACGUACGCGCUGCAGUGGAUCCUCGAUCACUUCUUUGCUCCUUUCGCUUCCAAUCCUCCUUUCAAGCUCGUCAUCGUUCAUGCCAAGCCUUCUGCUUCUUCUGCUGUUGGUCUCGCCGGACCUGGAGCUGCUGAUGUAUUGCCCUAUGUGGAUGCGGAUUUGAGGAAGAUCGCUGCCAGGGUUGUUGAGAAAGCCAAGGAACUCUGCCUUAGCAAAUCGGUACAUGAUGCCGUAGUUGAAGUGGGGGAAGGUGAUGCAAGGAAUGUUCUCUGUGACGCUGUAGAAAAACACCAUGCCUCCAUUCUCGCUGUUGGUAGCCAUGGUUAUGGAGCUAUAAAGAGGGCUGUUCUUGGCAGUGUGAGUGAUUAUUGUUCUCACCAUGCUCAUUGCUCUGUGAUGAUCGUGAAGAGGCCGAAGAUCAAACAUUAAUCUCUGCAAUAAAAUUGAACAAACAACUGGGGUUGCUGCAUAUUUUUAGUCGCCUAAUAACACCAUGGUGUUGCACACUGGGACUGUAAUACCAAUCAUGCUGAAUAUUAGAUAUUGGUGUAAAUAAGCAGAAUUUACACGAUUCUUAUGUCUUAAUGUUUUUUAAUUAGCUUGUACAAGUGUUACUGGAAUAUUCUAUACUUAAAUCUAUCAUGCGAGUGUUGAAAUA